This is a messenger RNA of Musa acuminata subsp. malaccensis (wild Malaysian banana), 796 nucleotides long. RefSeq lists its product as uncharacterized. The record is from RefSeq and is a predicted model, not a curated record. NCBI's taxonomy places the organism in Eukaryota, Viridiplantae, Streptophyta, Magnoliopsida, Zingiberales, Musaceae.
AUCUCGUAGAAUUAUGUCUGCUGAGAAGAACAGCACCAACAAGAUCCGACAAGGGAAGAAGACAUCGGCAUCCUGCUUCACCUGCUUCUCCAGCUCUGCCGAUUCCGACUCCGGUUUCCCGGAGGAGUCGAAGCCAGGCGCGGGCUCCAAGCGCAAGCUCUCAUCCUGCUUCUCGUGGCCUCGGUGUCGAAACACGAAGAAGAGGAAGAAGAAGGGGAAGGCGGCACUCCUCAAUGCUCCGACGCCACCAUCAACUGAUCUUAAUGCAGUUGAAGGGAGGUCACCACUUGCUCAGGAGUGUAACAGCGGUAUCCAAACCAAAAUCGAGGAUCAGCAGCAGCAGCAGCAACAAGCAGAGGCAGAAGACGAUCCAAAACUCGACUCACGCGGUCAACAUGUUGUCACCCACAUCUCACCUGAGAUCGAUUGUCGCUCGCAAUUGGCUCCACAAAUCGGGGCGAGGAGCAGCAGGCCAACAACAUCCCGGUUCGGCCGUGCAUCCCCCCGCGGACCGGUUCGAUCGGAGAGGCUCGUGCUGUCUGUCGUCGGGCCAUGGAUCACGGUGGCGACACUGGCGGUGAUGGUGUUCUCCGGUCGUGCAGCUGCUAUCAUUUGCUUGUGUUCCUGCUUCUAUUUGCUCCCACUCUACAGAUGGCCAGUCUCGGCCAAUACAUGGUUCAAGAGAAAUUGACAUGAGAUCCGACGAGAGUAAAAGAAACACAAUUAUAGAAGAACCGAUGAAGAAAAGUUACCACUGACACACUUCAAUCUAUCAAAGCAAGAAUAGCCUGUUGCA